Cottoperca gobio is the source of this 4561-nucleotide messenger RNA. RefSeq names its product reversion-inducing cysteine-rich protein with Kazal motifs-like. The coding region runs from base 1 to 2256 and encodes 751 amino acids. Gene Ontology annotation, molecular function: metalloendopeptidase inhibitor activity; protein binding. Gene Ontology annotation, biological process: extracellular matrix organization; blood vessel maturation; sprouting angiogenesis. The transcript has 13 exons. NCBI's taxonomy places the organism in Eukaryota, Metazoa, Chordata, Actinopteri, Perciformes, Bovichtidae. Gene Ontology annotation, cellular component: plasma membrane. The record is from RefSeq and is a predicted model, not a curated record.
AUGACGCCUCCCCUGAAGCUGUUCGUCAACACUUCAUACCGGGUGUGCCUCCCAAGCGCCGGACCUUACCCCAGUGCCUGCGUGGCGCAGCUGCAUGGGCUUCAAGGACCAGCAGGUUUUUGUUCGGCGUGGCCGCCUCACUCUUGCCCUGACAGCAGCAAAACUCUGCCAGAGGGAACACAGAGGUGCAUCCAAAGUACCGUGUGUGUUGAGCGACGCGUCGGACUGCCUGCAGUACGAGUGCGGGCGGCCCCCAGCCUGACGAUAAGAGCAGUGUGGAAGCCGGACCUGCCGACACCGCACGGCCUUGUCUACCCCAGUGUGUGUCCACUGCAGCAGCCGGAAAAAAUCUGGCCUACAUGGGACCACUGCCAGGAGCCUGCAAGAAGCACUCAGCCAGGUUUGUGGAACCAUAACGGUGAGACCUACACGCCACGUGGCGACACUUCUCCGAGGUUCCGGUGGCCGUGGACUACGAGGGCUCUUGCAUCGCUGUGGGACGGUCUGACGGGGGCCCUGAAUCUGCGUGCAGCGAGUACUCCUGCCCACCUUACUUUGUCCACUGCAGGCUGCAAGCACCAUCACCCCCUUGAGGAGUGCGAAGUGAGGGCGGUACUGCCAGAGCGGGCUGCAGAGCGAGGGCGGCUGAGAGGCGAGGCGGCUGCCAGAGCUGAGGGCGGCUACGAGCAGCUGCAGGGCGGCCUGCAGAGCGGCCCUCCAUGGAGGAUGUCUGCAGGAUGGUGGCUGCUUCCUGGUGUUUUGCAGAUAGAAGCUGCCACCCCCAGUUCCCUUGGCAACAGCAUCGUGGAGGAGGUGAUCCAUCCCUGCAACCCGAACCCCUGCCCCAGCAACCACGUGUGUCAGGUGAACAGGAGGGGCUGCCUGGAUGACCUCCACUGUCAGCCCUACAUCUGUGUGCCAGGCUGUAAACUGGGCGAGGCCUCAGAGUUCCUGGUGCAGCAGGACUCUCGUAUUCAGGUUCCGACCCGCUCUGGUCCCUCCGGCUGCCACGAGGUCUGCAGCUGUGGUGUCAGCGGGCGUCUGGAGAACUGUGUGGAGAUGCCCUGUGUGGACACCGACAAGCCCUGCAGCGUGGCAGGACAGAGAAAGAGCCACGGGACGUCUUUCAGGAUGGACUGCCACGUCUGCUCCUGCUUCGCUGGGGACACCAUCUGCUCCAAGAGACAGUGUCUGGGCUUGAACAGCUCCGAGGAGGACCGCAGGCGCUUCACAGGCCUCCCCUGCAGCUGUCCGUACCACUUCAUCCCGGUGUGUGCCUCCAACGGCCGGACCUACCCCAGUGCCUGCGUGGCGCGCUGCAUGGGCUUCAAGGACCAGCAGUUUGUGUUCGGCGUGUGCCGCCUCACUCUGCCCUGCAGCAGCAAACUCUGCCAGAGGAACCAGAGGUGCAUCCCAAAGUACCGUGUGUGUCUGAGCGACGCGUCGGACUGCCUGCAGUACGAGUGCGUGGGCCGGCCCCCAGCCUGCGAUAAGAGCAGUGUGGAGCCGGCCUGCGACACCGACGGCCUUGUCUACCCCAGUGUGUGUCAGCUGCAGCAGGCCGGGAAAAAUCUGGCCUACAUGGGCCACUGCCAGGAUGCCUGCAAGAAGCCUCAGCAGGUUUGUGGACAUAACGGUGAGACCUACAGCACAGUGUGCGACGCCUUCUCCGACCGUGUGGCCGUGGACUACGAGGGCUCAUGCAUCGCUGUGGGCGUGUCUGACGGGGGCCCUGACUCUGCGUGCAGCGAGAUCUCCUGCCCACCUUUGUCCACUGCAGGCUGCAAGCCCAUCACCCCCCCUGGAGCCUGUUGUCCGAUAUGUGCUGCCAUGCUGCAGAUCCUCUGGAACAAAGAGCAGAUGAACACUUUCUCUAAGCUGAAUAAGAACCAGCCGGUGACAGUCCGUGACGUCCUGCUGAUCCUGCGGCUUCACGUCUCCGUGCCACAGUGCGACGUCUUUGGAUACCUGAGCAUCAACCACGAGCUGGUGGUCCUCAUCGCUCCGGUGGACCAGCAGCCAACACCACUGCAGAUCGAAGCCUGCAGUAUGGAGGCAGAGAAGAUCUAUUCCCUCAUCAACUAUGCGAGCCCCACGCUGGUCUCACACGUGCCGCUCUCUGCCUUCCUCUCGUCUGAGAUCCAGACCUCCUCCAUCCACUCGUCCGGGGGCGCUCCGCCCUCCCCUCUGCCCCCGGGGCUGAGCCUCCUCCUGGGCCUGCUCGUCGCUGCGGGCCCUGUCCUCCAGCAGCUCUGAGGCCUGAACAUUGUUCUCCUCGCUCCUGAAAGUCUUCCUGGGAUGUGAUGAGGUGAGUGACGUUCCGGUCGUGGAGCAGGAACUUUUUCGACAAUCAUUCCUAUCGACUCACCUGCGUGUCAAACAAUCAAGACGGUGGAAAAGCUUUUAUUGUGGAGAGCUUUUUAUACGAACAGUAUUAUUCAGUGGAUGAGUUACUCACUGGGUUUCCCCCCAGCGAAGUGUGUGUGUGUGUGUGUGUGUGUGUGUGUGUGUGUGUGUGUGUGUGUGUGUGUGUGUGUGUGUGUGUGUGUGUGUGUGUGUGUGUGUGUGUGUGUGUGUGUUUCAGAGACAGAUGAGGACAAAACAUCCUCGUCUGACAAAUGACCCAGAAUUCCCUCUGCCACACACACUUGAACACAGAUUGGAUGAACAUGUGAGCACAUGGACCUGGUGACUCUUUAUGUGAUGUGGUGUUCAUGAAGUCUCAUUAUAUAAUAUAUACCAGCAGUGAAACUAUAAUCACCAGAACAUAGAUUCUGAUGGAUUUUAUACUUUUUAAAGGACAUUUCAGAACCAAUUUAGGGUUUUAACAAACAAUUACCUUCAUUUUUAAAUGAAUCUGAUUCUUUUUCAUUAAUCUAAACAAAUGUAGUUCAUGAACAAUGACACAUUUCAAUUUUUUCUUGCCAAAUCUUUGUAUUUUUUCAUAUUAGUUGAAAACUUCACUGACUUCCUGUUUUAAACGAAAAAUAAUCUCAAACUAAAUAAAAUAAUCGAGCUGCUUCUGUUUUAUAUCAUCUUAAAAUCUUUGGUCUAUAAACAUUAAAGACUUUGAUUCAUAAUAAAGUAUUUGCAGCUCUGCAGUAAAGUGAAAUGUGUUUUAUGAACACCACGUGUAGUAAAGCAGCCGGUCGCUCUGCUUCCUGUCUGCACAGAUGAACUAGAAGCCAUUUAAUAACUAAAGGACAAUCAGCUGGUCACUACCCACAAUCCUUUGGGUAGAGAUCUCCACAGUGUGCCGCGUACAGUGUUAUAUAUGAAGUAAUAAUGAAAUGCAAUAACUUUAUAUUUGUUAAGAAGUGUCUAUAUUUGAUGUAUCUGAUGAUGACGUAUGUGCCAUGUUUUUAAAGCUAAUUCUUCUUUAUUGCAUGAAGUGAUGAAGUGUGUUCCUGCAGAAUGUACUUCAGUGUGUCACAAAGUGUCUAACAGUAUUACUGUGCUAGGCAGCUCUGUAGCGGAGAGCCCUCAGCACGCUCCUCCACCCUCUAGUAUUAUUAUUAUUAUUAUUAUUAUUGUUGUUGUUGUGUUUGUGUCCUCUGGAGCCAAGAUGUUGUUUGUCCUCAGUGUAUUUCAUGUCACAUUAAGUUGUAAAGACAUAAAGAAGUUUUCUCUCUGAGAGUGACGAGCAGACGGAUAUAAACAUGAGUGUGUUUUGUGUGUGUGUGUGUGUGUGUGUGUGUGUUAACGUUUCCUGCUCGUAUGAAGAAGACGACCCUGCAGAAAGGUCUGGAACAUGCAUUUGAUGUCUCCGUGGUAAUAAUCAGACAGGCUAAACUAAAGCUUGUUCCAGAUGAAGGAGCCGUAUUGUUGUUGUGUUCACACCAAACGUAAAGCGAACAUUCAACAUGUCUGGUUUACUGCAGCGGCAUGAACCCAAAACAAGCAGAUUUAAUAAACGUAUCGUUGUGAUGCAGAAAUAAAACCGUGAUGAUGGUUUGUAAAACUCUGAAUUCAGUUUGUAUGCAAACAACUUUUAAAAUGCUUGUUUUCUGACUAGAGUUUGGUUGAUCAGGGCUAAGCUAACAUUGUAGCUUCAUCAUCUAAAUGAGUAGGAUUAUACACAUAGAUCUACACACUUUGAAAUGAUUUGAGAUGUUUAGUGUUGAUGACAGCAGCCGGACUGACAACAGCGUCGACUUUGUUUAUAAUGCGCCGAAAACUUUGUUUGGUGUGAACACACCACUAAAGUCCAGUCUUUAUGCUAAGCUAAGCUACAUAGGCUCUGUCUCAUCUCACUCUCAGAAAGAAAUGAAUCACUACUCGUAUGUUGUGAUCUUUUUAGUUCAUGUUUUAACAGAACUUAAAACAGGAAGCUCAUUCCUCUAUCUGAUGUAAACGCAGUCAGCUGUCCCAAGCAUAUAAACCCUGGGGGGGGCUGAUUGUUGAUGCUUUUCACUUUUAUCAUGUUUGAAUUCUCUUUCCAAACUUUCCAAUAGUUUAAAAUUCUCCGAGUGUUUUCUUUUUGACUGCCAUGCAUAUAAAGAGAAUUGGAAGUCAACAGGAUGCAUAUUUCAUGAAAUAUAAAAAAAGCAAUACCACAACC